This is a messenger RNA of Nannospalax galili (Upper Galilee mountains blind mole rat), 1652 nucleotides long. It is a transcript of the gene Tusc1, whose product is annotated as tumor suppressor candidate 1. The record is from RefSeq and is a predicted model, not a curated record. NCBI's taxonomy places the organism in Eukaryota, Metazoa, Chordata, Mammalia, Rodentia, Spalacidae. The transcript has 3 exons. Bases 1 to 1032 code for a protein of 343 amino acids.
AUGAGCUGUGUCCAGACAGUUGGAAACUUACUAUCCGGGUUCUCGAGUCGCAUACAUGUCGGGGACUGGCCUGAGGGGAUGGCCCCUGGCCUGGCUGUGACCUUGGCACCACGGAGGCUCAACAGGGUCCUGAGCACACACUGCGCAGUGCCCUCACCGAUGGAGUGCGAGCCCUGCUGCCAGGUGCUCUGCUCACGCCCUGCUUCGACCGGACGAGGCUGCGAUCGCGCAGGGCCGAGCCGCGGGGCAGCGGCACCACGGUGCACGCAGGCGCUCCCGGGCACCACAGGACGGCCCGCAGGCCCAGGGGCAGCCCUGCCGCAGAGCCAGGACACGCCUCAGCCCGGCCAGCUCCCGGCCUCCCCUGGCCCCCGGCCAGAGCCGCCGCCCUGCACCUCUCCUCCCGCGCCGGCCCCAGCCCGCCCCACGCGCGCCACGCUGCCCCUCCGGCCGGGCCGCCCGGGCCGAGCCCGUGAGGGCGGCGGUGGCUGGCGAGGCCGCGCGGGCGGCGCCCCACGACAGCUGGAGGAGCGCUUCGCCGACCUGGCGGCCAGCCACCUGGAGGCCCUGCGCGUGCGCGACGAGCGAGACCGGCAGAACGCGCGGCUGCGGGAGGAGAACGCGCGGCUGCGGCUAGAGAACCGGCGGCUGAGGCGCGAGAACCGCAGCCUCUUCCGGCAGGCCCUGCGGCUCCCCGGCGACGGCGGCGAGCGGGCGUCGGACGUCACCCUCGGCCCCAACGAUCCCGCCGCCCGGGCGCCUUGCGGAGGCCACGAGGACGGACCGGGCAGCCCGCGGGCCCUGCGCGCCCGGCUGGAGAAGCUGGAGGCCAUGUACCGCCGGGCGCUGCUGCAGCUGCACCGCGAGCAGGAGGGUCCGCGCCCACCGGGAAAUGGCGACCCGCUACCAGCCGGCCCACCCACCCGGGACCCGGACGUCCCCGGCACUCUGGCCGUCUGCAGAGGCCCGGGAGGGCGGGGUGGGGCGUGGCCUGCGCCUGUCCCGCCCACGCAGCCGCGCCCCGCCCCCUGAGCUCGCCGUGGCCUGAGGCGCCAAUCCUCUGCUCACACUCUGCAGGUGGAAGUUCUGGACUGCGUGGGCCUCUGCCCCACCCUUGGGCACUUCCGGGAGUGCGCUACAUCUGCCUGCUAAGCGGAAGGGAGUCGGUUGCUUUGGUUUCCAAGGCCUGCAGAGCACUUGUGGCGGGCCACCAGGCCCAAGUGACUGUAGUCUGACCUGGGUGCCGUGCCAGCACCUCCUAAUUCUUGAAGUUUUCAAAGUAUUGUGAGGACCAGUUGUAUGGUUUUUCCUGUUUUUGGUCUUAGGUGAACUAUGUAUUUGAGUUGGUCAAGUCUGUUCAUUCUUCUGUCCCCUAAAGCCUCCACCGAUAUCUCCUAAGUGACCAGCAUUUUCAAUGUGUUUUAUAAAAUCGGUGUUCCUUGGAUUUCCCAUGAAGUACUUCCUUUUUAUAGAGAAGAUAGUAUUUAUAACUUAGGAACUCAGUCUACACGUCACUCCAGUCCACACACAUUUAAUAUUUUCUGGUUUGUUGGCCCAUAGAGGAUUUUUAAAUUAUCUGUCUACAGAUGGUUGUUUGAGUUGAUAAAUAAAUCUGGUCCAUUUAAAUAUUCUAAAAGUUUUCCAUGACUGUU